UACAAACUAAGCAUAAGUAUCCUUGUUGAAAUAGGAGAAAUGCUCUCGUCACUCUCAUCUCCCCGGCCUUUCGCUCAAUGGGGAAUCGACCUGCUCGGCUCUUUUGUGAAAGGCAAAGGAGGUUGCACAUACCUAGUUGUCGCGAUGGAUUACUUCACCAAAUGGAUAGAAGCUAAACCAUUGUCCACGACAACGGCGAAGAAGAUAGAAGAAUUCUUGUUCAAUUCAAUAUUGUGUAGGUUCGGCAUACCUAAGCGGAUCAUUGCUAACAAUGGUCCACAGUUCUGAGCCACGGCACUGAGAUCAUUCUGCAACGACUAUGGCAUUGAGCUCGCCUUGACGUCUGUAUAGACUCCGCAAUCAAACGGACAGGCUGAGUCCGCUAAUGAAAUUGUUCUGUGAGG
Rubroshorea leprosula is the source of this 404-nucleotide messenger RNA. Lineage: Eukaryota; Viridiplantae; Streptophyta; Magnoliopsida; Malvales; Dipterocarpaceae. The record is from the annotation of a GenBank genome assembly.